CGCGAUGGCAAUUUUCGCCUACAAAUAUAUGCAGCCUUCAACGCCUGUUUUCUGGGGAAGCAGUUGAGCAGAAGAGGUGUCUCGUGAGCCCUUUUUCCUCUCCUCCUCCUCCCUUGCUCUCCUGCCGCUUCUUUCUCCCUCCCCGCAAUUUUCCACCCCCCCUCUCCCUUGCCCCUCCUCUUCAGGAUGGAUUUCAAAACCCUUGAGGAUGGCAACCCCAUCGAACCGAAGCAGGCCACCGCUUCGGUGGAGGAACACACCCUGGUCAAACCUAGCGGUUUCUUUGCCCGCAUCCGCUACUAUGAAGAGCUGUUGGAUCGGAAAAUGGGCGUCGAGUCCAACAGUCUCGAUCGAGUCCUGCCCGAAGAGCGCAAACCGCCCAACACCUUGGCCAUGGCCUUCAUCUGGGCAUCAGCCACCAUGAACCUCAGUUGUUUCAGUACGGGAUUUAUGGGGAAGGAGUUUGGCUUGACCCUAGGGCAGACGAUCGCCAUUAUGAUUUGCGCGACGUUUCUGGGCGCUGCUCUCACGGGUUGGUGUGCCACGAUGGGCCCUGGCACUGGCCUUCGUCAAGUCGCCAUCUCUAGAUACUCCUUUGGCUUCUACCCCUCCUCCAUCAUCGCGGCGCUGAAUGUCGUCGAACAGCUGGGCUGGGCCUCUGUCAGCUGUAUUACUGGUGGUCAAGCUCUUCGUGCCGUUUCGGACAAUCACAUUUCCAUGGUCGUGGGAGUCGUCAUUGUUGCAUGCGUUAGUCUGUGUUUCAGCUUCUUCGGUCUUAGGGCUGUUAUGACCAUUGAGCAAUACAUCUGGAUGGUUUCCUUUGUCGUCUUCAUCAUCGUCUACGGUGAAUCGGCCCACCACGCCAGCCUGUCAGAUCCCGGUACCGUGUCCGGGCUGACCAAGUCCGGAAAUGUUCUGAGCCUGAUCAGCGUUAUCUAUGGCUCGAGUGCAUCGUGGUGCUCGAUCGUGUCCGACUUUUAUGUGCACUACCCGGUCAACACCUCGAAGGUCAAGGUCUUCAUCUACACCACCCUGGGUAUUUCACUCCCGACUUGUAUCGGAAUGUUGCUCGGUGCGUGUAUCGCAUCUGCCCUGGACGGAAACCCAGAAUGGGCUGCUGCCUAUGACCAAGGAACUGGAGAGAUCUUGCAGACCAUCAUCUAUCCCCGCAAAUUUGCUAAGUUCCUCUUGGUCUUGCUGGUGCUGUGUGGCAUCGGUAUGAACUGCAUUGCCAUUUAUGCUGGAUCCCUUUCGGCACAAUUAUUCGCCAAACCCUUCCAGAAGAUCCCCCGAAUUAUUUGGACACUACUCGUGUUCGCCUGCAUUCUUGUCAUUGGUAUCGCAGGCCGGGACCACCUGCUGACUGUCCUGGAUAAUUUCCUCUCCCUCUUGGGUUACUGGAACACCUCCUUUUUCGUCAUUUUGUUCUGCGAACACUACUUCUUCCGCAACGGCAACCUGGCCAACUACGACCUCGACGCCUGGAACACGCCGUCGAAACUGCCCGUCGGCUACGCCGGUCUCACAGCGUUCCUGUGCGGUGCGGCCGGUUGGAUCGUCGGCAUGGACGAAACGUAUUAUGUUGGAGCGCUGGCGCGCAAGAUUGGCACCGAUGGAGGAGACAUUGCCAAUGAGCUGGCGUUUGUUUUUACUAGCUUGUCGUAUAUUCCCUUGCGGAAGCUGGAGUUGAAGUACGUUGGACGGUAGAUGAGCAACACAUGUACACUAUGAUCAUAUUAUCAUGACGAUGAACGGCAGGCCACGAUAUAUAUAUUGAUGGUUAACGAUAAUGCAACUCCUAUGAUCUCUGCUAUAAUCAUACCACCAGAACAACUGCACUUGAUUUUCAAGUAAAUAAUUGGAUG
Molecule: messenger RNA, 1865 nt
Organism: Aspergillus welwitschiae
Lineage: Eukaryota; Fungi; Ascomycota; Eurotiomycetes; Eurotiales; Aspergillaceae
Product: putative nucleoside transporter
Exons: 3
Coding region: 187-1707 (506 amino acids)
Biological process (GO): transmembrane transport
Cellular component (GO): fungal-type vacuole membrane; plasma membrane
Molecular function (GO): transmembrane transporter activity
Source: RefSeq, a predicted model, not a curated record